AAGAAGAAAAACGCAGCACGUGAUUGGCUGAGAGCUGCGAUGACUUCCGGAAACAAAUAAACGGUGUGAAAAAUGAAUUCUGAAUUCUUACCUCCUGUGGCAGAACAACUUUUCAGAGAUAUUCAGAAAGCUUUCCUGGAAACGUCUCAAAUUCCUGAUGAUCUGCUCAUAGCGCUGAAGUUUGUCUUUGGACCUUGUGCGCUGCAGGCUUUGGACCUGGUGGACCAGCGCUCCGUCACCUGCGUGUUGUCUCCGAGUGGACGCAAAGCAUUUCAGGUGAUCGGAGGCUCGGGCCGAUGCUACACCUGCUUCUCGUCGUGUCACUACUGCCCCUGCCCCGCCUUCGCUUACACCGUGCUCCGCAGGAACGAGGGUCCGCUGUGCAAACACAUCCUGGCCGUGUACCUGAGUCAGGCCAUGGGAGUGACUCAGCAGGAGAGCGUGAGCGACCAGCACAUGUCGACGCUGCUCAGCGGGACCUCGGCCCUGUGACGUCCCCGCUUAAAAAGACUCUUUAGGUCACUGCAGAGAGAAGAGCACGGGAACACUCUUUCAUACGUCCCUCCCUAAGACACCAGAUGUUGCUUCAUCUAUUUUUCUUAUCUUUCAGAAGAUUUCUUAAUCUGUUUCCACGGCUGUGGCAUCUGUUCUCUGAGAAUGUGCAGCGUCGGCUCUUUUUUAAUCUGAAGCUGCAUCGUUACAGGAAGAGGACGACUCUGCACGCUCUGAAAAGAACUUUACCUUUGUGUAUAUAUGAAGUGUAUUAUUUAAAGCAAGCUCUAGCAAUAAAGACAGACAUGUAACAAUAUAAA
Labrus mixtus (cuckoo wrasse) is the source of this 812-nucleotide messenger RNA. It is a transcript of the gene zswim7, whose product is annotated as zinc finger, SWIM-type containing 7. The coding region runs from base 73 to 492 and encodes 139 amino acids. Gene Ontology annotation, cellular component: Shu complex. The transcript is spliced from 5 exons. Gene Ontology annotation, molecular function: zinc ion binding. NCBI's taxonomy places the organism in Eukaryota, Metazoa, Chordata, Actinopteri, Labriformes, Labridae. The record is from RefSeq and is a predicted model, not a curated record. Gene Ontology annotation, biological process: double-strand break repair via homologous recombination.